Seminavis robusta is the source of this 3705-nucleotide messenger RNA. The record is from the annotation of a GenBank genome assembly. Lineage: Eukaryota; Bacillariophyta; Bacillariophyceae; Naviculales; Naviculaceae.
AUGACGGACAUGUACUGUGAUGUUGUUGGCGACGAUAUUGAGGUUGAAAUUGAGAACAGUGCGGGAAUUGAUGCAAAGUGGGCAGAGUACAAGAAGAGUCUGAAGGAAGAUGAAAUCAAACAGCAUGAGAUUUGUGGUCCUCAAAACACUUGCAAGUUCAAGGUAGAUCAUACAAACACCAAUGAAGUGAAGUCAAAUGCGCGUGUGGCUCCCAAGGAUGCAAAGGGAAACAAAAUCAAGUUUAUAGUUGGACGCCCGAGAGUUGACUCCCCCUACCGGAAGACAUUCAAAGUCAAGGUGACCAAGCAGGGCGUACGCGUCUUGACCCACGUAGCUGAGCUGGUUAUAACAGGUGACUACAAAUUGGGAGAAGGAAAAUCCUUUGCUCUCCCUACCUAUGAGCCCAUUCUGAUUCUUCGGGAUCCCCCGGUAGGGCUUUCACAGGCAUCCUAUGAGAAUGUGCAGACCACCAUGAGGGUGAAGUCAGCAGAAUUUGAGCGGCUGGAGGACCUUUCACACAACUCUCGACUACACAUUGGAGCCGACAUUGAUGCAGAAAGUUGUGCUGGCUUUGGGAUCGAAUUUUGUCUUAAAACCUUUAGCAUGUCGGGUGAUGGCAUUGGUGGUGGCUUUGACACUGACGAUGUUACCUAUCAGAUGCACAGGGAAGAUGUUUUUACUGCAGAGUAUACAACCACCUGGAGCUACACGACAAGUGAUGAUCCAAUGCUUGCUGGACGCAAAUCUGAUGUUUUCGUGGUGCCAAAUUUGAAUGUUCUAUUCUCUGAGACUUUGAACUUUCAUGUCUACUACUUGGAAACCCAUGUGCUUCCGACACUGGAGACCAAGGCUCUGGAGUACCUUUACAGGUGGGGGAACGAAACAGGUGCACAGAAUAAGACAAAGCUGAAAUCUCAAUAUGAUACUUUGGAUUAUGCACUGAAGAGUUGGAGUAGUUCCUUGGUAGCAUAUGAUGCCACCAACAACAUGGCAGAGAACCAACUCAUUCCAGCCCGUGAAUGGUUUGACAAGUGGGCGGCAAAGAAGGAUAAAAUUUUUGAUGUUGAUCCUCCUCCAAUGACUGGAAACUUCUUUGUUGACUUUGUCAACAUGGCCGAAUAUAAUCACCUGAAUGCCAUGAAGCCUGCCAUUGAACCUGGAGCGCAUUGGGCAAAAUUGACUCCAGAAACACUAACAGAAAGAGCCAUCACAGUUCAGAAUGCUCCGUAUGUCAAGCCUGGGUCGCAAAGUGGCAAGAAGGACUUGAAGGAGACUAACAGGCUUCAGUUCAGUGGCGGUGGAGGCACAAUGGAAUUCACAAUGGGCCAUACCGGCAUUACUGAGCUGAGCCAGCUGAACCCAGGGGAGGACAAUGAAGAAAGCACUUUUGGAGGAACCCUUAGUUUUGACAUGUCUGGUGGUCCUGGAAUUAUGAUCGGUGGCGGCUUUGAACUAACCCAUGUGACCACAAGAUCACAGGUUUUUACGGAUACUGAUGGGGAAGAAAGAGAGACUACAGUUUCAUUUAUUCUCGGUGAUGAAGACAAGGACGAUGACUUUGUUUUGGACAUUUUCGUCGAUCCCAAGUUUGGAACUUUCAUCUUCAGAACUGUUGCCGGAACAACCAGUGCUCCUUGGGAAGGUGCGCCCACAGCACGAGGGGAGGAUAUCGAUCUCAGAGUUGUUCAGAGGCCGAACAAGCCUGUUCUACCUGACGAGCCUAUGGUUUUCACACUCACCAUCGCAAACAACGUGAAUGACCGCACAAGUGCCUUUGUGGUAUUCCUUGACCACACAACCAACCCGGAUGGCCUAACGCACAAGUUGGGAGGGAACGAUCUGGCAGUUGCCCAUGACUUUGGCCCGUUCAAUGGUGUCCGCGUUGUAACAAUGGAGAUUUGGAGACCAAGUCGAGGAUAUCAGUUUACUCCCACACUUAUUCAAAUGCAGGGAGAUUGGGAUGGCAUUGGAGCCAUGUCCAGUGAUGAGUGGGCUGGAGCCUUGGAGCGAGAAAAGAAGUUUGUCGUGAACAUUGCUAAUCAAAAGGACCCUAUUCCUCUCAUCAUACGCAACCCCAAGAAGGCGGAUGGAGAUCUGGCAAGUCUGGCGAAGGAGACAAGGCUUCAAGAAGUCAUUCCUUAUGUCAGAAAACUUGGCGAGGGCGAGUAUGACUAUGGACCCGCCUAUUUGGAUGUGUCAAAGCAACAGAUAGCCAACUUUACGGCAAUCCCUGAAGCUGCUGGGCAAGAGGAUGACUAUGGUUAUGCAACGAUCAACUGGAACUUCCAGAAUAUUCACAUUCCUGACACAGAUUCAGAUGGCCGUUAUGAGGUCGUUGUUGAAACAAGAUGCCAAGAUUUCCCCAAGGCCCCUGACGACUUCAAGAAGACUACAACAGAGCCAGUGUUGAUUGUUGUUGAUCGAAUAGCUCCCAAGGUGUACGGUAUGCUGCCAGUUCGAGACGUUGUGGUCCCAGGAGAAGAAGUUUCGAUCAUCUUUACCGAGCCCAUCGUCUGUGAAUUACCUUUGAGAUUUGACCUGAUUGUUCAGGUGUCUGGCAUCAAGGAUGGCACUGGGACACAAGAUGCAAAAUACACCAAAUUCUCUGACGAUUUGAAUAUUGACUGCAAGGAACGGAAGCUUGGUUUCCUGUUCGAUGAGCUUAUGGGCUAUGAUGUGCUAAUGGGCCGUGAAAUGACAGUAUCUUUAACAGGUGUCCAAGACCUGCAAGGAAAUUUCAAUACACAAGCCAUUGAGUUCAAGAAGACAUUUGCAAAUCUGGAUGUGAACAAGACAGGCUCGGCAUUUGACAUGAUGCUGGGAAGUGGACCAUGCAACAGCACGACCACCAACAAGGAUGAUGUUAAGGUCAGAAUCACACAGCUGUUGAACCUAGCUGACGCAACGCGCCUGGAGAUCUUGAGUGCAUGGUGUGAGUCAUCAAAUCAGACUGUGGCUCGGGUCAAGAUGGCUCCAGAAACUCCUAGCUUUGGCCGUCAGCUGGCAGAAAGGACUGAUUCAGAGUUGGUCAGUAAUGACCACACUCCACUGGGGGCAUUCUAUGCCUUGGCACAGUUGUCCAGAGAAGCCAAUCUAGCAUUGGAUGGUCGAAGGUUGACAAGUUUCAAUGAUUCAGUGCCUGAACUAUUGGUCGACUUCAGUGGCAAUAUUAUUGACUACACGUUCAGUGUGCGCAAUCUGGAAUUGAUCCUACAUGAAUCCGAUGUACAGCGCUACUCAUUGGAUGCCCCCCCUUCGAUUGAGGAGCAGCUGAUUGUGGCUGUAAGUGAAGGCAUUGAUGACCACAGUCUGAAACAACGGGAGCAGCUUUUACAGCAACGGGAGCACAUGAUCAGACUUGAGAAUGGAAUGAAGGAGCAGCUGGCAGCGACAUCAGCACAGGUGGCAGCGACCGCAGCACAGAUGGAGAUGCAAAUGGCAGCACAAACAGACAAACUCCACCACAAGCUGGAUGAAAUUUUGGACCGCGCUUCUGACCAUGACCAGGGAGGCGGCGAGAGAUUGCCCUAUCGUGAACGUAGGAAUGGCAACCACAAGGCCACCACCUCAAGCCAAGAUGAUCAGCAAGAUGCAUCCGAUCUGGUUGCCCAAAUCAGACUCUUGCAACUUCUGUUUGGCUGCUCUGUAGUGGCCAUCGUCGUGCUGCAGUACAAGAAGAACCAGCUCAUAGCAGAUCGUCAGUGA